Molecule: messenger RNA, 924 nt
Organism: Monoraphidium neglectum
Lineage: Eukaryota; Viridiplantae; Chlorophyta; Chlorophyceae; Sphaeropleales; Selenastraceae
Exons: 4
Coding region: 1-924 (307 amino acids)
Biological process (GO): post-chaperonin tubulin folding pathway; microtubule cytoskeleton organization; tubulin complex assembly
Molecular function (GO): beta-tubulin binding; GTPase activator activity
Source: RefSeq, a predicted model, not a curated record
AUGGAGGAGCCUCAGCAGGACGAUUUGUUGGAGCUGGAGGAGACUCUCGAAUUGCAGGAGCUGGUUGCACGCGUGCUGGCCAGCAGGGGUCGCGAUGCGGCAGCCGUUCUGCCGCGCUACAAGCAGAUUAUGAUCAAGUACCAAGAGCAGCCGCAGCUGCUUGACGGCUGCCUGGAGGGUGUCGUGCAGCCGCUUGCAGCCCUCCUGCGCGAUCACGCCGCCGCAGCGGCACCACCGCCCGGCGCUGGCGGCGCGCAUCCCGGCACUCGGGCGGCCGCGGCGGAGGUGGGGGCGGUGUGCGGCGUCUGCCGGCUGCUGCACGUGUUGGUGACGGUGCGCGGCCACAAGACUGUGGUGCGCUUCUUCCCGCACGAGGCGGCAGACCUGGAGCGCGUGCUGCAGGUGCUGCUGGCGGUGCGCGCGGGCGCCGAGAGCGCCGGGCAGGGCGACGCCGCCGCCGCCUCCUCGGGCGCCCACGACGACGCGGCGCUGGCAGCGUGGGAGGCGCAGGGCGUGCUGCUGCUGUGGCUGUCCAUCUUGGUGCUGACGCCCUUUGACCUGCGCACCGUGGACAGCUCGGUCGGUGCCGCCGCGCCCGCGGGGGGCGUCACGCCGCUGGCGGCGCGCAUCGUGGAGCUGUGCCAGGGCUACCUGGACCACCCGGGCGCUGCUCGUGAGAUGGCGGCGCUGCUGCUGGCGCGCCUGCUGACGCGGCCCGACAUGAGGCCGGCCCUGGAGGGCUUCCUAGGCUGGCAGGCCGCCACGCUCGCGGCCGCACACCCCGCCAAGCUCCAGUUCCUGCUGCCCGGCGUGCUGCAGGCGCGCGCUCAGGGGCGCGUGCGGGCCGCCCUCCACGCAGGAUGGGGUGCGGCACUCGCCUGGCACCGCUGCUGCGGCUGUGGCGCGGCGGACGUGUUUGAGUGA